Vigna unguiculata (cowpea) is the source of this 3665-nucleotide messenger RNA. RefSeq names its product Octicosapeptide/Phox/Bem1p (PB1) domain-containing protein / tetratricopeptide repeat (TPR)-containing protein (gene PHOX3). NCBI's taxonomy places the organism in Eukaryota, Viridiplantae, Streptophyta, Magnoliopsida, Fabales, Fabaceae. Gene Ontology annotation, molecular function: protein binding. The record is from RefSeq and is a predicted model, not a curated record.
CAAAUGCUUUAGUGGCGUUAACGUGAAGGCUAUGAAAAAUCAUUCUUCCACAUUACAAAAGAGCAGCAACAACACGACUUCGUUUUCUUCCAUUCCAAACUUCCUUGCUGUCUGUUACAUUGUGUUUUGGUUUUCCUUGCAGUUGCAAAGUUUGAAGCUUUUUUACAUAACUCGUCACCCAGAUAAGUUUAUUUCUCUUCCCAAAUCCUGGGUUUUGUUUCACCUUUUCUGAAGUCUGUCUCUGAAAUAGAGUUUGUAUUCGCUCAAACAAAUAAUAAUUGAGAGAGAAGGAUGCGUCUGUGUUGAAUAUCUGUGUCACUUGAACCAUUGUGACAAGAGGACAACCCAGUCAAUUUUCAUUGGCACCACUUUGAGAUUUUGAACUUGUUCCGGUCAAAGAUUGCUUGAUUUUUGUUAUAUUGUCCACCAUUUCCUUGGGUUUUGGAUGAUGCCAUGUUAGUUAUAUCUGAAGGUCUUUCAUGUUAGAUUGCCUCUAUAUUUCUUUUCUUUUUGGAAUACCUUGUUAUUGGUUUUCUUGUGUUCUUGGUUUGACUGGAAUAAACUGAGUAGUGUGGUGUAAGAGUGGGAAAAUGGGAAAGAAAACGAAGCAAGUAGGAGAGACAAGGGAGGAUACUAAAAUGGGAGAUAGCAGUCCCAAAGCUUAUGACAAUGAUACUAUGGUGUUCAUAUCCAUGUCUCAAGAAUUGAAGAAUGAGGGAAACAAGCUGUUCCAAAAGAGGGAUCUAGAAGGAGCAAUGUUAAAAUAUGAGAAAGCCCUGAAGUUACUUCCGAGAAAUCAUAUUGAUGUGUCCUAUCUGAGGAGCAACAUGGCUGCAUGUUAUAUGCAGAUGGGGGUCAGUGAGUUUCCAAGGGCUAUUCAUGAAUGUGAUUUGGCUCUUGUAGUGACACCCAAAUAUAGCAAAGCACUGUUGAAGAGAGCAAGGUGCUAUGAAGCUUUAAAUAGGCUGGAUUUAGCUCUAAGAGAUGUCAGCACUGUUCUGAAGAUGGAACCAAAUAAUGCCAUGGCAUUAGAGAUCUCAGAAAAGGUGAAAAAUGCACUUGAAGAGAAAGGAUUGAGAGUUAACGAUACAAUAAUUGAGUUGCCUCCAAAUUAUGUUGAAACUCCAAGUGCCUUGACUCCAGAAAAGGUAGUGAAAGAGAAUAUGCGGAAGAAGGGCUAUGAGGAGGAAAAGAAGGCUCCGAAUGACAAAAUUCUAGAAAGGAAAACCGAGGAGAAGAAGAUCAACACAUCCAAGAAGAAGAAGGCCAAGGAAAAAAAUGAUGAGAAGAAGGCUGAUAUAAAGGAAGUUAUAGAGGAAAGAAGUAAUGGUAGAAGGGAACAUGUUCCUAACAAAACAGUUAAACUUAUUUUUGGUGAUGAUAUACGGUGUGCUGAACUUCCUAUCAAUUGUAGCCUCUUCCAGUUGAGAGAAGUUAUUCAAGAUCGAUUCUCGAGCCUAGGAGCUGUUCUUGUCAAAUACAGGGACCAAGAAGGUGAUUUAGUCACAAUCACUUCUGAUGAUGAAUUAAGAAGGGUUGAAACAGGAUCUCAUAGUUGUAUCAGACUGUACAUAGUAGAAGCCACUCCUGAGCAGGAUCCACUUUUUGAGAAAUUUAAAGUGAAGGAGGGGGAAGUUGUUGGUAUUAACAUUGCAGUUGAGAAUGGUUGUGUGGGAAAAGCAAAUGGAACUGUUAGCUCUUCUUGCAUUGAGGAUUGGAUAAUUCAGUUUGCCAAAUUGUUCAAGAACCAUGUUGGUUUUGAAUGUGACAGAUAUUUGGAUUUUCACGAACAUGGUAUGAAGCUCUAUUCCGAGGCUAUGGAGGAGACUGUUACAGGCGAAGAAGCACAAGGCCUAUUUGACAUGGCAGGAGAUAAGUUCCAAGAGAUGACUGCUCUUGCAUUGUUCAACUGGGGAAAUGUGCAUAUCUCUAAGGCAAGGAAAAAGGUGUAUAAAACAGAAGACUCUUCUAAAGAGCAUGUAUGCGAACUGAUCAAGAGUUCAUAUGAAUGGGCGCUGGAAGAAUAUUCAAAGGCAGGAGAAAAAUAUGAUGCAGCCAUUAAAAUUAAGUCAGAUUUUCAUGAAGGAUUUUUGGCUCUGGGGCUGCAGAAGUUUGAGCAAGCAAAACUUUUGUGGUAUCAUGCACUCAGUAGUAAUGUAGACUUAUUAACAUUGCCUUCCUCUGAGGUUCUCCAUCUUUACAACAAUGCUGAAGAAAAUAUGGAGAAAGGAAUGCAGAUAUGGGAAGAAUCUGAAAAGCAGAAGUUGAGUAAAAUGUCUGAUUCAAAUUAUUCUAUAUUGGAUUUGCAGAAGAUGGGGUUGGAUGGGGUUUUUCAAAGUAUGUCCUUAGAAGAACUUGCAGCACAAGAGGCACAUAUGAGGUCUCAAAUAAAUCUCCUAUGGGGUACCAUUCUGUAUGAACGCUCAAUUGUGGAGUUCAAAUCAGGGCUACCUGUGUGGCAUGAAACUCUUGCGGCUUCAGUUGAGAAAUUUGAACUUGCAGGAGCUUCUCCAACAGAUAUAGCUGUAAUUUUGAAGAACCACUGUUCAAACAAUACUGCAGUAGAUGGUCUUGCCUUCAAAAUUGAUGAAAUAGUACAGGCAUGGAAUGAGAUGUACAAAGCUAAAAUGUGGAAGAGUGGAGUUCCAUCAUUUCGUUUGGAACCCUUAUUCAGAAGGCGAGUUUCGAAAACUUAUCAUGCCUUUGAGCUUGCAUGAGUUGAAUAUGUUUCUUCAAGCACUUGAAGAGUGACACGGCCAACAGUCACCAUAGCUGCUUCUGUGCCUGAAAUGCUAUUGUCAUCAGAAGGUUAUUCAUACACAUUUUAAGAAUGUGGGUUCACCAAUAUACUAGAAAUAUUCUUUCAAUGGUGUUUACAUUUCCAAAAUCAAAAGGGUCUAGGAGUUUCUAUACACCUUGGGAAGAUGGCGUUGCAGGAAUUACCUUUUACUUAGUUUCUGCUUUUCCUCAUUUUCUUUGCCCCUCAAUCAGUUCAUAGAUUUGUAGGAUGUUAAAUUUGUACCAAAAGCAAGCAACGGGAGAUGCAUGUUUCUUUAUCUUCUGUUAUUUAUCGAGGUAGUCUCUUUCUGAAAGAGUUUUCCUCCUAGUGCGUUAAACUUACCCGUUGCUGUGCAUUUUCUAUUUAAAUAUGACAGAUACAUAUAUGUUUCUAAUUUCUUCAAGAGUAUGAUUUGAAUUCUAAUUGAUUAAAAAAAUAUUCAUUAAAUAUUAAUCUGAUUUUUCCCUCCCUCAAAGUAUGCUAUUCUUGUUAUUUUCAAAGAAUAUUCUGCAUUAUUAAAUCUCAAAUAUUUAAUUUUUCGCUAAAAGACUGGCAUCGAAUAACUGAUUUUGACAGGGUUAAGUUAACAACACGAGCAGAAUUCUAUUUUCACUCAGCUGUAAUUCCAACAUUGCUAUGCCCGCGGCCUGAGACAUGGCAUGACAAUGAAAAACAGUAAUAUGAAUUAUAAAACAUGGAAUGCAUCCCACAAAUAUCAGAUAUAAACAUUAGUCAGUAACUAAAAGCCAGUCACAAUUCAUUACUUUACGAUACAGUAAUGAGCAUCAUCACUCUGGUCCAAACAUCCACAUACAUGAGAAUAUGCACAGACAAUAUAGAUAGCCCCAUCAGGCAUCUAAAUUCAGGAGAGAAAGGGGGAAAGAAA